This is a messenger RNA of Bombyx mori (domestic silkworm), 3444 nucleotides long. RefSeq names its product 52 kDa repressor of the inhibitor of the protein kinase. The transcript is spliced from 2 exons. The record is from RefSeq and is a predicted model, not a curated record. NCBI's taxonomy places the organism in Eukaryota, Metazoa, Arthropoda, Insecta, Lepidoptera, Bombycidae. Bases 543 to 3026 code for a protein of 827 amino acids.
CCUAAAGUAAGUAAGUAUUACCUAUUUGACGUAAGUACCUACCGAGGUAAUAAAAAAUCGUGUAGGGGCCUAAACUUAAGUAAGGUCUUUAUGGAAAAUGCAGUGGACUGUGAAACUACCUAUAUUAUUAUGUUUUAUAUGCGGGUUCGAAUCCCGCCAAGGGAAAAUAUUUGUAUGAUAAAUAUAAAUGUCUUUUCCAGGGUUAUGGAUGUAUAUUAAAUAUAUGUAUGUGUAUAAUAAAAAUCUUACAUUUAUAUCCGUUAUCUGGUACUUGUAACACAAGUUCUUUACGAUCUUAUCACGGGACCAGUUAACGUGGCGUGAUUGUUAGUAAAUAUUUAUUUAUAUUUAUUUAUUUAUGUAGCUUAUAUGUUUACAAAAGUUUGUUGUCUGAUGUGGGGUGUGAAAUUUGCGUAGUUUUGCUUUGUUUGUGAGGUAAUGCGCCACCAGCCUGUACUAUAGCGAAUGUGGGUGUUUUUCUGUACAUAUAUUUAAUAUGUAUUUUCAACAGUCUGUUGUCUGUUGUGGGGUGUGAAAUUUGCAUGGUGAAAUUUGCAUGGUUUUGCUUACAGGGUGAUUCUAAGGGAAAAGGAGAUGGUACUAGUGGAUUGAAACGUUCAUUAAAAAAAAUAGAUUCAUUUUUCCCAAAGAAACCAAGGCUUGAGAUUGCUCACUCGAAAAAUUCACCUACAACAACUAUAGAAGAAAAUAAUUGUAUUGCCGAUGCUUCUGCUUCUACAGCUACAUUGCUUACAUUAACCAUAGGUGAAGAAAAAACAUGCUUUCCUGUUACUAACGAUAUUCAGCCUACAAUAUGUACAUCGACUUCUGAUUCUCAUCAUAUAAAGACUUCACUUUCUCAACCAAAGUUUGCUUCAGAUAUUGCUUGUUAUAUAGAUGAUUCAACCAAAGCUAUGUUGCUUGAAAAGCAUUGGCAGCCUCCUAAUUCUAAUUAUACUUUCCCGCAUUGUGUUGUUAAUAAAAAAGGAAAACAAACAAAAAAAUAUGCUCAGAAGUCUCACCUUGACAAGUUUCACUGGCUUGUUUUGUCGCAUAAAGACCAGGGUCUUUACUGCAAGUACUGUGUUUUGUUUGUCGUAGCUCUUGGAGGUGGUAUACAGACAAAAACACCUUUACGUCGACUCGUAAAAGAACCAUUAAAAGCUUUCGACAAUUUGCUAGGUGAAAAUGGUGUUCUGCUAACACACCAGCGAAACAAAUACCACGAAUUAGCUGUCGAAGCAGGGAAGAACUUUUUAUUGAGUUUUCAUAAACCGGAAAUUAACGUAAUGAACCAAGUAAAUAGUCAAAGACUGAAACAAAUAAAUGUAAAUAGAGAACGUUUGCGACCAAUAGUAAAAACUAUAAUAUUUUGUGGCCAUCAAAAUAUAUCAUUACGUGGCCAUCGCGACGAUGGUAAAUUGCUGAACUAUGACAGCGACGACAGCGUAGUAGCCGAUGAAGGGAAUUUUAGAGCCCUUUUAAAAUUCCGUAUUGACUUCGGCGAUAUUACAUUGCAGCAACAUUUAGAAUCUUCAAAAUCCAACGCCACGUACAUCAGCAAGACUGUACAAAAUGAGUUGAUAGAUGUUUGCGCAGAAAUCAUCCAGGAAAACAUUUUACAGAAUGUGCGGGAAGCUAAAUAUUUUUCAAUUUUGUUCGAUGAAACAACAGAUAUAUCACAUAUUUCACAGCUGAGCCUAUCAUUCCGAUAUUUGCAUGAUGGUAUUAUUAAGGAACAUUUUGUGACUUUUUGUGAUACCUACGAUGCUCUCAGACGUGAAGAGAACAAGAAAGAUAUAGAGCCUCGAUUGACAGGUGUAGCAUUGGCGAAAAUCGUUCAAUAUCUGUGUACCAAAUUUAACUUAGAUUUAUCUUGGUGUGUGGGUAUUGGAACUGACAGUUGCUCGGUUAUGGCAUCAGAUACAAAAGGUGCAGUGCAAGAAUUGAUGAAAAUAGCCAUUCAUGCUAAACGUUGCCCGUGCAACAACCAUGUGCUCAAUAACUCAUUGGCAAGAUCAUCCAAAGUAGUUUCCUGUCGCAAUACAUCUGGCACAAUGAGAAAAGUUGUGGCAUUUGCCAAUGCAUCCGCUAAGAGGCAUGAAAUUUUUAAAAUAGAACUCGGAGCUGCCAUGCAAGGUAUUUGUGAGACACGUUGGGUAGAGAGGCAUGAUGGGCAUCUUCAAUUUCAAGGAGACAACUUAAUCAAAAUUUGUAGCGCUCUGGAGAAGAUUUCUGCCUGGCAAGACAAUAAAACUGCUAAUGAUGCGCAUUGCUUGCUGCAAACAUUGCGCAGUUCUGACUUUAUUAUAUGCUCCAUCUGUUUAAGUGAUGUAUUAUGUACUACUGUAUCUUUAAGCAGAAUAUUGCAAUCGAACUCAAUUGAUUUAAAAAAAGCUACGAACGCUAUUAAUGAUACUUUAAGUGUGUUACAAAAUAAAAGAGAAAAUGUGGACGUAAUCUUUCAUCAGCUUUUUGAAGAGGCUAAAGAAGUAGCUGAGCAGCUAGAUAUAGAAAUUAAAUGCCCCAGAAUAGUAUCAAAACAAAUACAUAGGGCCAAUAAUCAACCUGCUCAAUCUACUGAAGAGUAUUUCCGCAGAGCUAUAUACAUCCCUCUUCUAGAUUCAAUAAUAAGUGAUCUCCAGGACCGCCUGUCUCCUGAUGUACUCAAUUUGUUUCAGCUAUGCGUUUUCAUGCCAAAAGGCGAAUAUAGUAAUGAAGACAUUGAAACUGUGAAACAACUAGCUACCGACUAUACAUUAUUACUAGAUAACACUCCAGUUUCUGUCAUUGUAAAUGAAUAUCGGCUUUGGAUGAUGAAGUGGCAGCGGAGCCAGGACAUACCGCAGUCGAUUUCUGAUCUUAUUUUAAAUUGUGACAUCGAUAUGUAUCCUUUUUUUUUUUUGUUCCUUCGGGUAGAGGGCCGAACCUCCUACGAGGUCCCCGCGCAAAUGGGGCGCGCGGGGUAUGUGAGACGCAACGAUCUGCAUGGUGUUGUGAGCAGACCGCGGGCCCAAGGAUUUUAGAGCCCACCCACUAAACGACUCCUCUGCACUCUUACACCCGACGUCCGAUCCCCUCCGAGGUCAGAACCCGGAUGAGGUAGGGGGGCUACCGCGGUCAACACUACAACCAGACGGCGCGGCUCACCCCAAGGACGCCCAGCCGACGGAGCCUUCGAGGCGAAUCGAAGGCUCUGAAACGUCGGCCGUCUCGGUACGGCAGCCCGUCGGGCCGCCCAGACGGUGCCGCUGGUGUCCCGGAAUACCCCGCUGGACCAGAACCAGCCUGCCGGGUCGGGACGCGAUACACCGUCGACCGGUCGCUCUAUUCACUCCACGGCAGCGCGCUAGAGUGCUGGUAGCGCGCCGCGCGGCCUCACCCCCUCAGGUCGCCCCUUGACCUUCACCGGGGGGAGGCCGCCACCUACAGGGGCCGGGACGU